AUGAGCUUGCUAGCUGAACAGCGGUGCGGUUGUUCUCCUGUCGAUAGCUGCAGCUCGCAGUGCUUCAAAGCUACCUGGGGGCGCAGGAUCCGCAGGGCACGCGAAUCUGAGAGGAGAAAGCCAGCCAGCGACAUACGCGACGGGCGCAUUUUCGUGUCUGUGGUCGCUUAUUGCGACUCUGAGCUGCCUGUGACCCUCUGCGCUUUGUUGGCACAGUGCGUGCGCCCGGAGCUCAUCACAGUGGGCGUGGUUUGGCAAGGAGAGGGCCGGGUGCCUCUGAACGAGCCUGAGCUGCGCAGUUUGUGGCUUUGCGAAGGCGGCGAGGUGCACAGCCGCAGGUGGCACCUCCCACAGAGCCGUGAAGUGGAGUCUGAGGCAUUUCUGGACGGUCGCCUGCGGGUGAUUUCUAUGCGGCCUGAGGAUGCUAGGGGACCUUGUUGGGCGAGAUAUCUAGCCCAGCUGCUGUGGGAAGGUGAAGAGUUGUAUUUGCAGCUGGACAGCCACAUGCGUUUUGUCCCCGGCUGGGAUCAAAAGGCACGCCAGCAGCUUGAAUUGUGUGCCUUGCGCUCACCUAAGCCGGUGCUAUGCAGCUACGGGAGGGGUUAUGAGCUGGGCACAGCUUACAAUAUGUACCCAGGGAAUCUCACUGGCUGCUUGAACUGUGCCGCUUUCUUUGACAAAGACGACAUUCUGAACAUUCGCUACCGCUCACUGACUCAAGACUGGCAGGAGCCGCAGUCGAGCUUCUUUUGGAGCGCGCACUUCUCGUUCAGCUCCUCACAGGUUCUGGCAGAAGUGCCUUACGACCCGCAGCUGCUGAUGUUGUUCUUCGGCGAAGAGAUCCUGAUGACGGUGCGGCUUUUUACCCACGGCUGGGACCUUUUCUCGCCGUCCGAAGGCCUCUUUUUCCAUUUGUGGAAGAGAGACUAUCGGCGGGUUUAUGCGGAGGACAUGAGCGAGUUGUAUCAGGAGCUGGGUCGCAAGUCCAGAAGAAGGCUGCACUCUCUGCUGGGUUCUGGACCCACACCUUUCUUUCAGGAGCCGCAGCAGGCAUGGCCCCUGCCAGGUCCGCCUCUGCAGGAUUUGUUGGUCGAUCCUUUCGGCCUGGGUACCAAGCGGUCGCUGCAGGCCUACGAGUCCGCCGCGGGCGUUUGCUUUCGGGAGCGGCGGAUCAGUGACCGGGCGCUGCGGGGCGGGGCGGCGGAGGAGUGCUUCCUGGCGCAGGAGGAGGGUGGGCAGGCGGCCGUGGAGAAGCAGUGCCUGCAGGAGAUGCAGAAACUCCAGGAGAGUCGCCGCCACAGCCGCGAACAAAAAAGUCGGGUUUCAGCCCAAGCCGAGGGGAACAUACAAGAGCGUUUGCAUGGUUGA
This is a messenger RNA of Effrenium voratum, 1368 nucleotides long. The record is from the annotation of a GenBank genome assembly. Lineage: Eukaryota; Dinophyceae; Suessiales; Symbiodiniaceae.